Molecule: messenger RNA, 2669 nt
Organism: Solanum tuberosum (potato)
Lineage: Eukaryota; Viridiplantae; Streptophyta; Magnoliopsida; Solanales; Solanaceae
Exons: 4
Coding region: 471-1355 (294 amino acids)
Source: RefSeq, a predicted model, not a curated record
UACAUACCCCACUUCUCCCGUCCGUUUGGAACAACAAACACUAAUAUUGUCAAAUUUCUGGGUUUGUUCAUUUUGUUGUUAGAGAAAUCAGGGGCACGAUCUACACAAUCUACAGGUGAAUCAGCUCUCCUCUACAGUUAGAGAAAAUUCAACAGCUUGGAGGAUAUGGUACUUCUCUCUAGUUCUGUUAGAGGUUUGGGGAUUCUCGAUUACCAUCUUCCCACAUUUUAUCAGCCGUACGUCUCUCUCAGUUCAAAAUAAUGAGCUUUAGUUUCUGGAGGAAAAUUAACAAGAAGAUAAGAUCCAAAGCUUGCAUCAAUUUCUAGCUCCUCUUCAUACAACUCAUCUUCACCUUGCUGCGACUAAUAAUCUGGAAACAUUCUUGAAGCUUCUCUUCAUACUGUUCAUCUUUACCUUGCUGAGACUAAUAAUCUGGACACAUUCUUGGAAUUUCCAUCUCUUUAAAGACUAUGGCACCUAAUAAAGAAUGGAUGCAACUUUUUGAUGAUCGACUUGAUAAUGCUUAUGUGCUUGGGGUGGAGAAAUUUUUGAAUUAUGCUUUUACAAAGUUAGGAGAAAAAAAAGAAAUACGUUGUCCAUGUAUGAAAUGUUGUAAUGCAUCUUCAAGAACUCGUGAGAUGGUUAGGUCACAUUUAUUGGUACAUGGAAUUGUCCGAAGUAAUACUUUUUGGUAUCAUCAUGGGAAGAGGUUACAUGAACCAGAAUCAGAUUCUGAAUUUGUAGACCAUAAUGACAUUGAAAGGGAUGAUGAGGAGGAUGAAAUACAUGAGAUUUUAGGGGAUUUAUAUCCUAAUUUGAAUGAAGUCAAUAUGAACACUGGUGGUGAUGAUAUUUUUGAGGAGGAACCAAAUCCUGAAGCAAAACGAUUCUAUAGUCAUUUAAAAGAUUUUGAGCAACCAAUCUAUGAAGGUUCCAAAGCUUCUAAACUUUCUACUUUGGUCAAAUUACUUCAUAUAAAAAGUAUUGGUAAAUGGAGUAGUGCGUCAUUUACAAUGUUGUUGAAGAUGCUGAAGGAAGAUUUAUUGCCAAAUGGAUCAAAUUUGCCAAGUUCAUAUUACAAUGCAAAAAAGAUAAUUCGGGAGCUUGGAUUUUCUUACCAGAAAAUUGAUGCAUGUAAGAAUAAUUGCAUGUUGUAUUGGAAGGAUGACGUGCUUCUUGAAUCUUGCAAAGUAUGUGGAAUGUCUAGAUGGAAGGAGGAUAAACGUAAUAGGGAAACAAAAUUUAAGCGUGGGAAAAAGAUACCAUGCAAGAUUUUGUGUUAUUUUCCUCUAAAGCCAAGACUUCAAAGACUGUUUGUCUUCAAAAAAAUCUUCUUUGAUGAGGUGGCAUCAUGAUGAGAGAGUUGAUGAUGGAAUAAUGAGGCAUCCUGCUGAUUCAGUAGCUUGGAAGACACUGGAUGAACUUCACCCAUCUUUUGCUACUGAACCGCGUAAUGUUCGACUUGGACUUGCUAGUGAUGGUUUUCAACCUUUUAAAAGUACAAAAACUCCACAUAACAUUUGGCCUGUGGUAUUGAUUCCUUAUAACGUACCACCUUGGUUAUGCAUGAAGCAAGAAAAUUUUAUUUUAUCGAUGCUUAUUCCAGGCCCUAAAAGUCCCGGAGAUGCAAUUGAUGUUUAUUUCCAACCUUUGAUAGAAGAAUUAAAGGAAUUGUGGGAAACUGGUGUGAAGACCUUCGAUGCAUCAUCUAGACAAAAUUUUAUGUUACAUGCAUCUUUGUUAUGGACCAUUAAUGACUUUCCUGCGUAUGCAAAUUUGUCAGGAUGGAGUACCAAAGGAAAAUUGGCUUGCCCAUGUUGUAAUAAAGAAACUCUUUCAAUUUGGUUGAAAAAUGGGAAUAAACAGUGUUAUAUGCGCCAUAGACGCUUUCUUCCUCGUAUUAACAAAUGGAGGAAUGAUAAAGAUUCUUUUGAUGGCACUAAAGAGCAUAAAUUACCACCAAAAAUGCUAUCUGGUAAUGAUAUACUUGAUCAAGUGGCUGAUUUAGAUGGUAACAUACUAUCAAAGGAUCCAAAGAAAGAGACUAAAAUAUCACAUGAUAAUACGGGUGAUAAUUGGAAUAAGAAGAGCAUUUUCUUUGAUCUUCCAUAUUGGAAAACUCUAUUGUUGCGAGAUAACUUAGAUGUGAUGCACAUUGAGAAAAAUAUAUGUGAUAACAUUUUGGGAACAAUCUUAAAUGUCAAAGGAAAAACCAAAGAUACCAUAAAUUCUCGAUUGGAUUUGGAAGUAAUAGACAUAAAGAAAGAAUUGCAUCCGAUAAAAAAGGGGGAUAAAUAUGAGUUACCAACUGCAUGUUAACAUUAUCACCUGAAGAGAAGCAUAAAUUUUUCAAUUUCUUAAAGAAUUUGAAGGUCCCAGAUGGAUUUUUAUCCAAUAAAUCUCAGUGUGUCAAUCUUAAAGAUCGCAAACUUUCAGGAUUGAAAAGUCAUGAUUGCCACGUUAUUCUACAACAUCUACUCCCACUUGCAAUACGUGGUAUGCUUCGCAAAUAUGUACUUGAACCACUUAUUGAGUUGUCUAUAUUUUUCAACAUGCUCGGAGCAAAAUGUUUGAGAGUAGAUGAGCUAGAGAAAAUAGAAGCCCAAAUUCCUAUAACUCUAUGCAAGUUAGAAAAGGUUUUCAUUCCUGCAACGGAAUGUAUGACUUUA